Molecule: messenger RNA, 1303 nt
Organism: Labeo rohita (rohu)
Lineage: Eukaryota; Metazoa; Chordata; Actinopteri; Cypriniformes; Cyprinidae
Product: chymotrypsin-like protease CTRL-1
Exons: 6
Coding region: 2-892 (296 amino acids)
Biological process (GO): proteolysis
Molecular function (GO): serine-type endopeptidase activity
Source: RefSeq, a predicted model, not a curated record
GAUGAAGUUCAGCACCGCUUUGAGUGUUUCUGGAAUCACACUUCUCUACAUAGCAGGUUCCCUCUGCCAGUUAGAUGUAUGUGGUCAAGCCUCCCUCAGUGACAGGAUUGUUGGAGGGGUGAAUGUAACAACAGGGGCUUGGCCAUGGCAGGUCAGCAUUCAUGCCAGCUUUGGCCAUAACUGUGGCGGGACUCUCAUCACUAAAGACUGGGUUUUAUCUGCAGCUCGCUGCUUCCAGGACUUCCAUUCAUUUAAAGUUGUGAUGUACUUUGGUCGCCUGAGUCAAUCUGGCACAAACCCUUAUGAGACGUCCAGGACAGCGAGUCAAAUCAUCAAGCAUCCUCUCUUUGACUAUCCAAAUCCUGACAAUGACAUAGCACUGGUCAAGCUCUCCUCCUCUGUGGCUUUCUCUGAUUACAUUAGGCCAGUCUGUCUGGCAGCGGCUGGUAGUGUAUUUGCUGCAGGUACGGAGAGCUGGGUCACUGGAUGGGGCCUGCUGCAUCCUGAAGGCCCACCCUCUAACAUACUGCAGGAGGUGAUGAUACCAGUUGUGAGCAACAGUGAGUGCGCUAAUGUUUAUGAAGGGGUCACAAGCAUCACAAGCAAUAUGAUUUGUGCUGGACAGGAAGGGAGAAGUAUUUGUCCGGGAGACUCUGGAGGUCCAAUGCUCAGUAGGAAAGGCUCCCUAUGGAUUCAGUCUGGCAUCAUGAGUGUUUCUAGAAACCUGUGUAAUGACCUCAAAUAUCCCAGUGGUUUUACAAGAGUCUCUCAGUACCAGGACUGGAUCAAGUCAUACAUGGACAGCAACCCGCCUGGAUUUGUUGAAUUCAACACUGACAUUCAUCAUUCCUUUCACCUUCAACAACCAUCUUGCCUCUCAAAGAUUCUUUGAACGGUAAUCCUCAGGCUUUUUUGAUGAAGAGGACAGCACUGUAUACUGUAAAAAAUAAAAAACACAAUUUGUUAAGUCAACUUAAAAUAAUUUCUUACCCUGCUGCCUUAAAAUUUUAAGUUUAGUCAACUAAAAUAAGUUUAUUCAACUUGAAAUGUUAAGUUGUACUAAGUAACAUUAUAGAUAUUUGUGUUGGUAAGUAACCCAGCUGCCUUAAAAUCUGAAGCUGAUUCAACUCAAAGUUGUCACUUAGUAUAAUUUAACAUUUCAAGUUGGAUAAACUUUUGAGUUGACUGAACUAAAAAUUUUAAGGCAGCCAGGUUACAAAUUAUUUUAAGUUGACUCAACAAAUUGUUUUUUACAGUGUAUAUGCUCUCAUACAAAAAAAGAGCAGUAAUGAUAUUUUUGUCC